AUGGCGAAUGAGAAUUCGAUCUGGAAUGAUGGUCUUCUUGCCGGCGCUUCUGAAGCUGGCAUUGUCACGUAUGAAGAUUAUGGAACGCCAGAUAUACAUGAGAAGGAAGUUCAAACUCUUGUUGAAAGCAACUACAGUGUGAAAGUAGAGCGUCUGGAAGAGCUUGUCAGCUGUGUCGAUCAGAAUUUUUACGUAGUUGCAAAAUGUACAACCGGGAAAAACGCCGAAUUUGUUUUGAAGAUAUUGUGUUUGAAAAAAUCGAAGCAACCACGCGUGGUCGAGGGUAUGAUCAAGUGCAUGUUAUAUCUCAAUGACAAGUCUAUUCACGCCCCCGUGCCAGUGAUGCGAGAUUCGGGAGAUUACGUGACACUGUAUAAGGCUGAAUAUGGAUAUCAUGCUGUGUAUAUGCUGAAAUAUAUAAGUGGAAUGUCAUACAGUGAAAUUCUACAACCAUCUGCCACAAUGAGUUACAAUGCAGGUAGUCUACUUGGCCGUAUAGAUAAUGCACUCAGGAACUUCCACCAUAAUGGUUUUGAACAUGAAAAUGCUGUGUUUAAUACAGAUGACGUCAAGUUUCUGCAAAAGUGUUUACAUGUAAUCGAUAAUGAUAAAAGAAGACAGCUGAUAGAGGAAGUCAUAUCUGUGUUCAAAGAACAAGUCAUUCCAAACAUAGGGGAACUCCGUAAAGGGAUAAUACAUGGAGAUUAUAACCCAAAUAAUGUAAUUGUUUCCAAGAAUCGGUUACAAUCAAGAACGGAAAGUGACAAAAAUGUUGAACAUGUACAACAAGACGAAUGUGAUAUUGACAUAGCAUAUGAUAUUAACGGCAUUGUGGACUUUGGAGAUACACAAUAUUCUUACUAUGUGAACGAAAUUGCUAUAGCAAUUGCUCAUUUCAUGAUGUACUGCAACCAUGGCGACCCCCUCGCAAUAGGGAAAACAGUACUUGCUGGUUAUGAAUCUUACUUUCGUCUAAAUGACUUCGAAAGAAAAGUUCUUCAAGUAUUUGUAGCCACGCGUAUGGCUAAUAUAGCAGUUCUUGGAAGUGAGCAGCUGAAAACACAAACGACUGAUAAUGAUUAUUUUAGAAAAGGAAUUCAAUUAUGUUGGGAAUAUUUAGAAAGAUAUGGUUACCAAUUAUUAAACACAAAUAUCAGUAUGUUUGAGAAGUGUUGA
Saccoglossus kowalevskii is the source of this 1176-nucleotide messenger RNA. Its product is annotated as hydroxylysine kinase-like. The record is from RefSeq and is a predicted model, not a curated record. Lineage: Eukaryota; Metazoa; Hemichordata; Enteropneusta; Harrimaniidae. Gene Ontology annotation, molecular function: amino acid kinase activity.